UGUGUGCACCGGGGCUUUGAGGUGACAGUGGGCUAGCUUUCACACAACAAGGAAGUGGAGGACAUGUCGCUCAACUGAAGGCACAAACAAAGACGAAACCGUCGAAUUUCUCUCCGAGAUAGGCUCCCCAGCAGGAAUAGAGUGAAAGGGGCUCUUUUUGAUCGGCUUCCUCUGAGGUGGGGAUGAGGCAAGGCAGCGCCAGCAUGUUUGUGUGGUCCCGAUCAGCCUCCUCAGCGUGAGCCCACAUCCGCUGCCCGUCACCGUCAUUAUCAAUAUUUGUGCCCAAACAUGGCCACUGUUCCUCCUGGGAUCCGCCUGCUGGUGUCCUUCGACAGAGACCAGUGGUAUAGAGCUCUCACUUUCAUCCUCACCUUUCUCCUCUACACCAGCUUCCACCUCUCCAGGAAACCCAUUAGCAUCGUCAAGAGUGAGCUCCAUAAGAACUGCUCCUCAGUCAAUGAGCUCGCCACCAUGGCCUCCAGCAGCAGCAGCCAGCAGCCCUCACUGCCGUCGCUCCACACGGGCACAGACUGUAGCUGGAAGCCUUUUGAUAAAAGGAACUACAAACAACUGCUGGGAGCCAUGGACUACUCCUUCCUCUGUGCCUAUGCGGUGGGAAUGUACCUCAGCGGCAUCAUUGGGGAACGCGUGCCCAUUCGACUGUACCUGACCGUGGGCAUGCUGACCAGCGGCCUGUUCACCUGCCUGUUUGGACUGGGUUAUGUCUACAACAUUCACAAUCUGGGUUUCUAUAUAUUUGUGCAGGUGGCCAACGGCUUGGUCCAAACCACUGGCUGGCCCAGUGUAGUGACCUGCAUCGGCAACUGGUUUGGUAAAGGAAGGCGUGGACUCAUCAUGGGGCUGUGGAACUCUCACACCUCAGUUGGAAACAUCCUGGGCUCUCUGAUCGCCGGCUACUGGGUUUCUUCCAACUGGGGCCUGUCCUUCAUCGUACCGGGGCUCAUCAUCGCCGUCAUGGGCAUCGUCUGCUUUUUCUUCCUCAUUGAGCAUCCAAAUGACCUGAAAAGCAUGUAUGCUCAUAAUUCUUCUCCAAGCAAGAACCAGGUUCCAACCAGGAGUUGGAACGGCGUAAAUGGACAGACUGAAGUGUAUCUACAAUACAAGGACAACAAAACCCAGAGUUACGACACAGAGCUGCUGUUGCCAAGAGACGGUGUGUGUGUCCCCAUGCAGCCGGUCGUGGUGGUGAAGAGGGAAUUGGAGCCAUCCGCCAUCAGCUUCAUGGGAGCUUUACGCAUACCGGGAGUGAUCGAGUUCUCUCUGUGUCUGCUGUUUGCCAAGCUUGUCAGCUACACCUUUCUUUUCUGGCUGCCGCUCUACAUCACCAAAGCAGCUCACCUUGAUGCCAAGAAGGCUGGAGAUCUCUCCACCCUGUUUGACGUGGGAGGAAUAGUGGGGGGGAUCUUGGCAGGAGUGAUCUCUGAUAAACUGGGGAAGAGAGCCACCACCUGUGCAGUCAUGUUACUGCUGGCUGCUCCUACACUGUACGGCUUCUCUAUGAUCAGUGAGUUGGGUUUGGGGCCGACCGUAGGCAUGCUGUUGGUGUGUGGAUGCCUCGUCAAUGGACCGUACUCCCUCAUCACAACUGCAGUAUCUGCUGAUUUGGGGACCCACAAGAGCCUGAAAGGCAAUGCCAGAGCGUUGUCUACUGUCACUGCCAUCAUCGAUGGCACAGGAUCUGUAGGCGCAGCACUGGGCCCCCUGCUGGCUGGGCUGCUGUCUGCAGGUGGCUGGGAUCGGGUCUUCUACAUGCUGAUGACUGCUGACUUCCUUGCCCUGUUGAUUCUGCUCCGGCUUGUGGCAAAGGAGCUGACCUCCACCAAGUCCCGCCCCAUCUCCACUGUAGAGUUGAAGGAGCACUGAGCACUUUGAUUGCACUGCCUUCACGUAAGAGCACACACACACCGGCACACACACACACACACACACACACACACACACACACACACACACACACAGGCCCACGUUAAUAAACGUGUGCUGUGCCAGCUGCAGUAGCUCACUGUACUAGCGUCCCCGAGGAAGAGCUGAAGCUGGCUGGUGAACCAAAAAGAAGUGCAGCAGCAGGAGGAUUCAUCUUCACUACUCAACUUUCCUUUUCUCAACUCUUCUGCUAUUGACCUUUUGUUUCCUAUGGCAGACAGUCUGAGCUUGACCCCCAACAAAUGGUAACAGCUGAAAUGUGUGCAGGUGUUUGUAAGUCAACUUACAUUUGAUGUUAACUUCUAGCAACCGCCAUGGCAGCUUCACAUGAACGCUCAGUAAUGAAUGUUCUGUAUCUUUGAGAUGAUUACUCAAAACGUCAACCCCUUUCACACAUGGAAAGGUCCCCUGUAGAGUUUCUGAUCUCUACUAAUUUAGUGUAGAGACAAUAUAAAUCAAAUAUCAGCACACUAUUGACCUGGUUCUUUUAAAAAAGAAAGAAUGAAACUUUCCUACUCUCUGUGGACAAAUGAGUUCGAUACGCUGUAUCUGGAAGGAGCACAAACCAAGACCACUACAACUCUCCUCUGUGUGGAAGUUGCUGUUUCAGAGUCUUCUUUGCCUUACUGAACCAAAGACAUUGUGCCCACCAUGUUAAUGUAAUUUAAUUAAGAGACUAAUUGUUGGUUUUGUGAAGGCUUCCGAUUUUUUUCUGAAAUGAAGGCACCAAAGGUGUAUUUUUAUAUAUAUAUAUAUAUAUAUAUAUAUAUAUAUAUAUAUACGACAGAUGCAGAUAGUGAUGUAUGUUUUCUGUGGGCGAUGAUCUGAGCUAUUAUGAAUGUAAUGUUCUUGUCGAACUUUUCAAACCUCAUAAGGAUAUGUUUUUCAGUGCAAUGUUGAUAACUUUGCUUUGUAAGUUGUCAAUAGUGACUGAAUCUUAUCUUCCAAUGUAUGAUUUUGUAACCAUAAACAAAUGAUAUCAAUGAAAAUCUGAACACUAAGAUAAAAAACAAAAAAAAACAAAUUUCCUGACAAAAUGUAUUCUCUGUAAAUUGUAUCAAAGUAAAAUCCACUAAAUAUCUAUGUAAUUUAAUAUUGUGAACAUAUUCAUUCUUUAUUCACUUAUCAUAAUGCAUUACUUAGAACAAGACCACAGUUGGUGUAUAUUUAUUAUGUGUCAGUGGUAGGCCUAGUACUUGAAACAUUGUGUGCCUUAUUUGUUGAUUGUCUUUUUUCCAGGCACUUGCUUUUGUGAAGAAAUAACAUAUCCAAAUGUUUACUUGCUUUAUUUGGAAUAAACAAUAAACAAAUUGUUUUCUCA
This is a messenger RNA of Cyclopterus lumpus (lumpfish), 3265 nucleotides long. It is a transcript of the gene slc37a1, whose product is annotated as solute carrier family 37 member 1. The coding region runs from base 289 to 1884 and encodes 531 amino acids. Gene Ontology annotation, biological process: glucose-6-phosphate transport; phosphate ion transmembrane transport. Gene Ontology annotation, molecular function: glucose 6-phosphate:phosphate antiporter activity. Lineage: Eukaryota; Metazoa; Chordata; Actinopteri; Perciformes; Cyclopteridae. The transcript has 20 exons. Gene Ontology annotation, cellular component: endoplasmic reticulum membrane. The record is from RefSeq and is a predicted model, not a curated record.